Doryrhamphus excisus (bluestripe pipefish) is the source of this 950-nucleotide messenger RNA. NCBI's taxonomy places the organism in Eukaryota, Metazoa, Chordata, Actinopteri, Syngnathiformes, Syngnathidae. The record is from RefSeq and is a predicted model, not a curated record.
UCAAGCAGACUAACUGACUUAAGACGUCGGAAGCCAAGCGAAGUUGUCACACUGCCCGCUGCUGGAGCCUCCUCAGAUGAUCGGCUCACUGAUUGGCGCCCUCUAGUCACCCUUCCUGAAAGCUGAAAGGGGUACCACUACCCCGAUCUGUCAGAGGUAGACCAGAGUUAAUUACCAUCCAGAACAUUCCAGGGUUGGGUCAAGCUAGCACAUAAAAGGAUGGCUCGUCGUUGUCCUCGGCAUCGAGCAUCGACACUGCAAAGAUGGCAUUUUCUCUUCGCACGUUCUUCCUGCUUUGUGGGGUCAGCGGACUGUUGACUGGAGCUUGGUCUUGGCCGAGCAAAAAGGGUGGUUGCUGUCCUGAGGAGUGGACUCAAUUGGAUGAUCACUGUUACGUCUUCAAAGACGAUCCAAGGACCUUUGCAGAUGCAGAGAGCGUCUGCAACAUUCUUGGUGGGAACCUGGCCUCAAUCACUAGCGCUCUGAAAAAUGUAGUCGUUUAUGAACUGGUUGUGGAGGGAGAGGUAGCGGACGCCUGGAUCGGACUCAGUGACGCCAUCGAGGGGGGAGAGUAUUUCUGGACUGAUGGCAAACCCUUUGACUUCAGCAACUUUGCCGCAGGGGACCCUGGCACGGAUUCAUGUGCGGUGAUGCAAACGAAUGGAUCUGCUGCCGAAUGGGCUAGUGUGCCAUGCGACAACGAGGAGCCAUAUGUUUGCAUCAUGGAAUCAUCCUGUAGCAAGCACUAAUCGUCCCUCCGACCAAGUCUUUCACUAAUCCCGAUGACUGUACUGAAACAAUAUCAAACUUUAGUGGUGUCUUUGUAUCUCCGGGUUUACUGUCAAGUCUUCUUUUCUUCUUCUUGUACACUAUUCAUUUUUUGAUUUUUCGUCAAACACAUUUAAAUCUGGAAAUAUCUUUAUUAAAUUUUGGAACCUGUCUGCAUCAAA